This is a messenger RNA of Pocillopora damicornis (cauliflower coral), 1791 nucleotides long. RefSeq lists its product as uncharacterized. NCBI's taxonomy places the organism in Eukaryota, Metazoa, Cnidaria, Anthozoa, Scleractinia, Pocilloporidae. Gene Ontology annotation, biological process: transcription by RNA polymerase II. Gene Ontology annotation, molecular function: DNA binding. The record is from RefSeq and is a predicted model, not a curated record.
UAUUUAAUUAGGUAGAGACAAUAGCCAGGUUCGUUCAUUUGAAACCCCAAAUAUAAAGAGAAGAAAGGAUAAACCCUUGAAGUCGCUGUUUGAUUCCACCGUGAAAGAGGAAAAUGCAACUCCAAUGAUCAUAGAGUCCAGCGCAGAAUCAGUUGACGCUAAACAACUACGAUCAUCUGAACAAGAUUUUUUCCGCGAAUCAAUCGUUGGUCUCACCUCGAAAGUCAGUGCUCAUCCGCGAGUUGAAAAAGAAACGGGUCAAAUGCUAACAGUUUCUGAAGGAAAACAGUUGUCAGAAGCCCUGCUGAAGAGCAUCACUAAGUGUAUACAAAUCCAGAGCUCCCUCUACAGACUUGUUCUUCUCCAAAUGGCUGGUCGUGCUUCAUGCUCUUCAAGCCAACCUGACACCGAUGUCAAGGGAAGUGUUCAUACCUCGGAUAAACAUGAGGCUUCUGAUGUGAGCAGUACAGGAGAAAAUUGUAAACAUGAUACACAGGUUCUCCUCAGUGAUCUGAAACAACCCAUGGAAGCUUUGAUGCGUUGUUUAAGCAUUCAAAAAACACUUUUUCAAAGAUUAACAGCAGUCAGCUUGGCAACUCUUGAGCUGUCGAAUGGCAGUUUAGAAAUGAAAAGCAAGCCACGGGCAGACAUUUUGGCGGUGCAAUCUUUUCUUGAGGAAGUUAUCUUCAAGAACAGCGUGGAGUGCGGAUAUGUACGAAAUCCUUUUACAAAUAAACAACCCAAAGCUUCCACAACAGAGGAUGUGGUACAGCAUGUAUAUCACGAUAAACUACCCUUCAGCGGAGCUGCAGUUACCAACUACAAUGCAAGUAGUCAAAGGAAACUUCCACAUGGUCAUGGUAACCUUAAAACGGUGAUGGGUAAAACUUUGUACACAGGAGACUGGUGUAAAGGCAAGAGAGAUGGGAUGGGUAAAGGUCUCAUCCUUUCUUUGCCUUGCGACAAUCUAACAACAGCUAAACAUGGAGUCUACAGUGGUGGAUGGAAAAACAAUAUGAGGCAUGGUCAUGGAAAGAUGAUGUUUUCUUCCGGUGCUGUAUACGAAGGUGACUGGCAGUACGACAAAAUGACCGGCUAUGGGACUUUGACGCUUCCGGAUGGUACUGUUCAAGAGGGGAGUUGGAAAGAUGGGUGCUUAGAUGGAUGUGUGCAGUUUACUUGGCCUCAUGGAGUCACGGAGUUUCGAGAAUAUGAUAAGCGUCGAGGUCUCCUGUCUUCCUGUGCAAUCGGUAAGGAAGCUGCUCAGAAGCUGUCUCAAAUGCGUUCCAUUCAGUCCAGGAUUUCAGACAUGAGUGAAUGUGUAAUUCAGCUAAAUGCCGAGAAACUACGUCUCAGUGAGCAACAGAGCAUGCAUAAGAUGGUACAAGCUGAGUUGAGAACUCAUUACCACACUGCAAUGUUUGAAAUUCGUGAAAGUUUUAGGGAACAGCUAGAGCGUGACUGUACGGAAAAGCAACAAGAGUUUGAGAAGAAUUUAGACAAAGUAAAAGAAUCCGAGGCGAAAAGUGCCCAAAAAAUUCUCGAUCUCAAAAUGGAACUCGAAAAAUCCAGGAGCUCUGUGCUUUGUAAGCAGUGUGCCAAACAGCCUCGUGACUGCCUCAUCAUGCCCUGUGGCCAUUUUUUGUACUGUAGAACUUGUGUAAAAGAAUUAAUGAAGGGCUCCUCUGUCAAAUGCCCUUCUUGCAAGCGGGCUGUCACCACUAAACUUUUCUGUAAUCUUGAUCAUUAAACCAUACAUUCUCAAUAAAUGAGAAAACUAUUGUCGUUCAA